AUGUCUUUACAAGAAACACUCUUAACUCAGCUUCAAGAAAAUCCUUUAAACUGGUUCUUAUCAGGAUUUCUAAUUUACGUUAUUUAUUCUUAUCUAAGUCCAGUGCCGUAUAAUUUGCCAGUUGCAAGGCACGCAGAAACUACAGUAUUUCGGGAAUAUACUCCAAAACAGCUGCGAGAGUUUGAUGGCAGAACUUCACAAACAAAGAUAUAUAUUGGCAUUCGUGGUAACGUUUAUGAUGUUACCAAAGGUCGAAAUUUUUACGGACCAGAUGGCCCAUAUGGAAAUUUUGCGGGUCGUGAUGCCUCCCGUGGUCUAGCAAAAAAUUCAUUUGAUAUGGACGUACUUACACCUAUUGAUCAACCGUUAGAUACCCUUGAAGAUUUAACUAGAGAUGAAAUUGACAGUCUUAAUGAUUGGCACGGUCAUUUCGCCGGAAAAUACCAACAUGUUGGUAAUUUAGUUAAUGAUCGUGACGUUCUUUAA
Molecule: messenger RNA, 486 nt
Organism: Racocetra persica
Lineage: Eukaryota; Fungi; Glomeromycota; Glomeromycetes; Diversisporales; Gigasporaceae
Source: the annotation of a GenBank genome assembly